AUGAAUCAAUUGUUGCGCGGUCGAGUUGCGGCCACUCAAAUCAUCAUAAGUGGUGUCUUGAGGAUGCAGCUGCAAAGAGUUCCAAGAUUGCCAUCUCCUCGUCUCUUCGCAGUCCUCGCAAAAGAAGUGCCCCCAUUUGUGGAUGUUGUCGAAACAAGGGCCGAAAAAUCUUCAGUGCCGGUAGAAGAGAAAACACCAGAGAAGGUGGUGGUGGAAUCAUGUGGCGAUGUGUCAGAAGAGGAUGAUGAUGAUGAAAUGGAGCAGGAGGAGAUGUUUGUGGAUCCACACGAAUCAUUUGAACAUCGAGGAAGGGAGUGGGGUGGUCCCCGCCGUGGUGGACGGCUUCCUGAACCUACCAGAUUUGGUGAUUGGGAGCGAAAAGGACGCUGUACAGACUUCUAA
Molecule: messenger RNA, 402 nt
Organism: Seminavis robusta
Lineage: Eukaryota; Bacillariophyta; Bacillariophyceae; Naviculales; Naviculaceae
Source: the annotation of a GenBank genome assembly